AAAAGGCCAAGGGAGCUAACAAGUGUGGAAGGUGAACCCUGGCUUUGCUCCUCUUUCUGGGAAGGGGUUGCCCGGCUGUGCUGCCACCAUGUCUUUUCGACUUUCUGGUGGAUCCAGGAGGAUCUGCUCGCGAACUGGGUCUGGUAGGCUGUCCGGUGGAGGAACAGGCUUCGUGGCUGGGAAUGUGUGUGUUGGAUCGGGAGCCGGAAGCAGCUUUUCUUGUACUCUUGGGGGCAUCUCUUCUGGGGGAAGCUUCUGCAAUAGCGGUGGAGGGUUGGGAAGUGGUGCCUGUGCUGUUUUUCUUGGCAAUGAGCACAGCCUCCUCUCUGGGAAUGAAAAGGUGACCAUGCAGAAUCUCAACGACCGCCUGGCAUCCUACCUGGACCAUGUGCAUGCUCUAGAGGAGGCCAACGCAGACCUGGAGCAGAAGAUCAAGGGCUGGUACGAGAAAAGUGAGCCUGGCUCUUCCCGGGGACACGAUCAUGACUAUAGCAGAUACUUCUCAGUCAUAGAAGAUCUUAAAAGGCAGAUUAUUUCUGCGACCAUCUGCAAUGCCAGCAUUGUUCUACAAAAUGACAAUGCCAGACUGACCGCUGAUGACUUCAGGCUGAAGUAUGAAAAUGAGCUGGCUCUGCACCACAGUGUUGAGGCUGACACCAAUGGUCUUCGCAGAGUGUUGGAUGAAUUGACCCUUUGUACAACCGACCUGGAGAUACAGUGUGAGACCCUCAGUGAGGAAUUGACCUACCUCAAAAAAAGUCACGAGGAGGAAAUGGAAGUCUUGCAAUGUACAGCUGGGGGGAACGUGAACGUGGAGAUGAAUGCAACCCCGGGAGUGGACCUAACUGUCCUGUUGAACAACAUGAGGGCUGAGUAUGAGGACAUGGCUGAGCAGAACCGCAAAGAUGCUGAAGCUUGGUUCAACGAGAGGAGUGCAACGCUGCAACAACAGAUUUCCAAUCAUGAGGGAGCAGCCACAGGAGCCAGAAAUGAGCUGACCGAAUUAAAACGCAAUCUGGAAACCCUGGAAAUAGAACUUCAGUCCCUCAUGGCUGUGAAACAUUCCUAUGAAUGCUCCUUGGCUGAGACUGAAGGAAAUUACUGCAAUCAACUCCAGCAAAUUCAGGAUCAGAUAGGGGUGAUGGAGGAACAACUGCAACAAAUUCGAACUGAAACUGAAGGCCAGAAGCUGGAGUAUGAACAGCUUCUUGAUGUAAAAAUAUUUUUAGAAAAAGAAAUUGAAAUUUAUUGCAACUUACUAGACGGAGAAGAAAGAAAAAGCAAAUCCACAUGUUACAAAUCAAAAGGAUACAGGCCUGUGAAUUCUGGAAAUCAAGCCAAAGACUCAACAGAAGAAACUAUUUUUAAAACAGUGGUUGAGGAACUGGAUCAAAUUGGCAAUCUCCUUUCACUGAGAGUCCACUCAGUUGAAGAAAAGUCCUCUAAAAUAAGCAACAUUACAGUAGAGCAACGAGUACCUUCUAAAGCACCAUAAUGAGGAAAAAGUUAUUUGGAAAGAAAGAAAGAGAGAGACAGAGAAAGAAAGAAAGGCUGCCUUUGCAAAAAUCCUACUGGUCAAAUAACCUAAGGAAAUUAUUCAUUUCUGUUCUUAAAAGGGCUAGAAUUUGUUCUCCUUCUCUUCCUUUUCUCAUGUUCUAUGCAUGUAAUCCUUUUCCAGAGUAGAAAAAUCCUGCUCUGUUCCUAAUUUUUGUUUUUAUUUUGGGGGUCUUUUUUGACAUUUCAUUAAAAAUUCUUCUAUUGCAAGUUAUU
Gorilla gorilla gorilla (western lowland gorilla) is the source of this 1770-nucleotide messenger RNA. It is a transcript of the gene KRT26, whose product is annotated as keratin 26. Gene Ontology annotation, molecular function: structural molecule activity. Gene Ontology annotation, biological process: epithelial cell differentiation; intermediate filament organization. Bases 89 to 1495 code for a protein of 468 amino acids. Gene Ontology annotation, cellular component: cytoskeleton. The record is from RefSeq and is a predicted model, not a curated record. NCBI's taxonomy places the organism in Eukaryota, Metazoa, Chordata, Mammalia, Primates, Hominidae. The transcript has 8 exons.